Misgurnus anguillicaudatus (oriental weatherfish) is the source of this 2657-nucleotide messenger RNA. Its product is annotated as GTPase IMAP family member 7. NCBI's taxonomy places the organism in Eukaryota, Metazoa, Chordata, Actinopteri, Cypriniformes, Cobitidae. Gene Ontology annotation, molecular function: GTP binding. The record is from RefSeq and is a predicted model, not a curated record.
CGCAUGAAGUCGAACACACCUUUUAGUUUCGGUUUCAGGUGUCACCGGAUGUUAUUAUAAAAACAAAACUUCAACUCGCUUUCAUUUCAUGUGUUUGGAUCGAUGCAAAUUACAGGACGUAUAUCUGAGAUCGAGGGUAACAUAAUCAAAAUCCUUCAGCUCCUUUUAAGAUGGCAGGACCCGAAAGAAAAAUUAGGAGACGACUGAGCCUUGAUAAACCACCUAAUAUGAGCUGUAAUAACACAUCAGCAUUGAGGAUGUUGGCGUUUGGCAGCCCAAUUCUGAGUCAGAUCUCACUGUCGCGCUCUCUUUUGAGGCCUGAGAUCUUCAACAGAGAUGAUGUCCACAUUUCAGCCACCAAGAAAAGUCAAGGGGUCGUGCUAGAGAGAAACGUAACUCUGGUCAACAUGCCAAAUCUUAAGGAGAAUGAUUUGCCAGAGCAGAUACUUCAUAAGGAGCUGAGGAAGGCUAUUUGUUUCUCCUGCCCAGGACCUCACGCUGUUCUCUUUGUUCUGGACCCAUUUCAUUUGACCCCUGAACUCAUUGACAUAUUAAAACUUGUCAUACACUACUUCGGAGAAAACAUUUUAAAGCACACAUUGAUUGUUUUAUACCACGAUAAAGAUCUGAAAACCCUUUCCGUAGAGGAGGAGGUGAAGAGGGACAGGAACUUCAGAGACCUUGCUGAUAAAUGUGGGCAGAACUACAUCUUCUUUAAUGAGGAAAAAAACCAAACUGAUGAAAGUCAAACACAAGCGUUGUUUUCCAAGAUCGAUGAGAUGGUUUUGGAGCAUGGAAUUUUCUCGAACCCAGAAUAUAAGGAUGCUGACAAAAGAAUCAAGAUAGAGGAGAAGUUCCUCAGGAAGUCAAAGGAGAAAGCGAUCAACAGGAAGAUGAAUGCAUUGGAGAAUGAAUAUUCAGGAGAGGAGCUUGCCACUGAGAAAAACAAAUAUGAAAAAAGAGUAAAUAAAGAGUGCAGGGAAAUGGCAGAGCUGGUCGUUGCAGACAAACUUGGUUUUACGAUCAGGCUUGUUGACUAUGCUGCAGCAAUAGGAAAGGGUGCACUUACGGGUGCAAUACUAGGAUUUGCAAUCGGACUCGGAGUUGAUGGUAUGGCCGUAGCAGCCGCUAUUGGUGCUGGGCUUGGGGGAAUACUUGGAGGUGCGGCGAAUGCGGCGUGGAGCUACAUGGCCAAUUACUUUACAGAAGUUCGCAGAGAGACUACUUUGCAUGAGUAAAUAAAUGGGACUGUGAUUAUAUUUAAUGCGUAGCCUGUCGGAGCAAUAUGACAAACAUGACUAAAUAAGAGAAACAAUUGAAACAUUCAUGUUGUGCUUUCUUUCCAAGAAAGAUUGAUUUCAAUCUUUGACGUGGUCUUAUCGGUCAUUAUUAAAUAUAUGACGGUUUUCCGUUAUCGAUUAUUGCUGUAUUUGCUGUAUUUUUAUUUUUUUUAUGCAUUUUAUGUAGCAUCUCCAUUUUGAAGUGCUCUAUAAAUGUUGAUUUGAUUUGAUGUAUACAUUUUUGUCAAUUUAUAUUUUUGUGCUAUCAAACUUUGCAAACAAUUGUUGUUUUAGAAAUCUUUCUUGUUUUUAUAAGCAGGAACAAAUUUUAACAGAGAUGCCAAAGUGGUAAAGUAAUGUUUAUUGACCUCUAGUGGGUUGGAAGUGAAAUUGUACUGUGUACAGUCUUCUUGAAUGUUUAAAAUACUUCUGUUAAUACAUUUGCAUUAAUUAAUUUAGCAAAUACUUGUGAUUAGUGACAAACAAUUGUCAAAUACAACUUCAGUGAUUCAUGCUUAAGGCGAUAAUAACAUGAGACAUGCUGCAAGCAGAGGCAGACACUACUUGAAUAUUUUAAAGGUGCAGUGUGUAAUUUUUAAAAGGAUCUCUUGACAGAAAUGCAAAAUAAUAUACAAAACUAUAUUAUCAGAGGGGUAUAAAGACGUUUUUAUUUACGUACACCGAUGGUCCCCUAACAUGGAAGUCGCCAUUUUGUGCCACCAUGUUUCUACAGAAGCCCUUAAUGGACAAACUUUUUUUACUAAUUUGUCUCCGUCGAUGACAUGUUUUUCCGGUGGCGGCUAUCGUAGCUUCUCUAUGUGUUUCAAAAGUGAGGGGUGAGCAGUGGACUGAGCCGUUGGUUGCAAUUCGCAACCUCACCACUAGAUGUUGCAAAAAUGUACACACUGCACCUUUAAGUAAAUUAUGCAAGCAUCUGUGCUUUAUCAGUGUUUGUCUUGGGAAAAAUUUCACUUUACUUUACUAAAAAAUGUUCACUACAUUCUAAAGCAUAGAAUCAUACUGUGUAUUAAUUUUUUAUUGCAUAUUAAAAUUUAUUUAAUACCUAAUUACAUAAAAUUGUGUACUUUUACUUUUCUUAAGUAAAAGGUAAAUAUUAAAUAUAAACCAAAAACUUGAAAUUCUGAAAUGAAGUGGAGUAAAAAUUAUGAUAAUAUGCUUUUGGAGAAGAAAAACACUGAUAAAAUACGAAUACUUAAAACUUUUUUUAUGUAGAAAGUAAAAAUACUUAAGUAGUGUUCGGCGCCUCUGGCUGCAAGGCAAAACUCAGAAAUGAUUUGGAAAACUACAAAACAUGAACUAGAUUUAAGAUGUACUGUAUGACUUUGAAACAAUAAAAAAGAGAACACAUAUAUUUCA